AUCCGCACCAACCUGCUGUCGGACACCCUGAAUGCAACAAGCUUGACUGGGAAAAACGCUCACUGCUUCAGGGCUGUUGUACACUGUGAUUUUUUUUUUAUCAUCACUAACGUUGGUCUGAAUUGAACAGGAGGAAGGAAGAUGUCGGUGGCCUAUAAAGACGACCAGGAGGACUGGCUGACAGUGUGUCUCAAGUACCUGCUCUUUGUUUUCAACUUUCUCUUCUGGGUGGGUGGAGUUGCUGUUUUGGGCGUAGGAGUCUGGACUCUGGUGGAGAAAAGCGACUACUUGAGUCUGCUGGCCUCCAGCACUUUUGCUGUGUCGGCAUAUAUCCUCAUCCUGGCCGGCGGCCUGGUGGUGGUUACGGGCUUCUUGGGGUGUUGUGCUGUCAUCCGGGAGCAGAAGAGCUGUCUGUCCACGUAUUUCUUCUGCCUGCUGUUUAUCUUCUUGAUUGAACUGGUGGCUGGAGUACUGGCGUAUGUCUAUUACCAGAGGCUGAGUGAGGAGCUGAAGCAGCAUCUCAACCAGACCAUGAACGAUAACUACGCCCAGCCAGGGAAGGAGGCCAUCACAUUAGCUGUGGACAGACUACAACAGGACUUCAAGUGCUGUGGCAGCAACAACUCCCAUGAUUGGAUGGUGAGUGUGUACAUUUCAUCAAAGCAGGCAGAAGACAGGGUGGUGCCCGACAGCUGCUGUAAGACCAUCACCCUUCACUGUGGCAAGAGAGACCACCCCUCCAACAUCUACAAGGUGGAGGGUGGUUGCAUCACGAAGCUGGAGCAGUUUCUGGCCGACCACCUGUUGGUCAUUGGUGCUGUGGGAAUAGGAGUGGCUUGUCUGCAGCUGGCCGGGGCUGUCUUGACAGCCUGCUUUAUCUAUCUGCUCUAUAAAGAAGAGGAAGAGAACUUCGGUCUGUGGCAUGGUGUUCACCAGCUGCUUGUACAAAAGGAUCAAGCUGGACCCUUACUGAGCACGCCAGGCCCCCCAACACACCAUCCUCAACAGGCAGAUGGAACAAUGACCUGCUGACACCUUAACUUCAACCUCUGAAUCUUGAACUCUGACCUGGUGAUCUAAGCUAAGUGCACAGACACGUUCCAGGUCACCCAGAUUGCAGUCGGAAACCAUUUGACCAUUGGCCAUUAACCAACCAGGCUGAUUUGUGGUUCCUCUUGUACAGUAUUGUACUCUCGUUACAAAGUAGUUUGAUCCAGGCUCAUGCAUUUCUGAUACCUGACUCUGAUCUUGGCCUACUGGAACAUGUCUGUUUGCGUCAUUGCCUUGGCUUGGAUGCAUGCUUUAGUUUGAGCAGGACAAAAGAAAGGGACGUGCGUAGUCAUAAUGCAUCCUACUCUGUUCAACUAAUGAUGAUCCAAAUUUAUUCAUCAUGUUUUCACUGUGCAGAGAGACAGACUGGUGUCACUGCUAAUGAAGAAAGGUAAUUUUUGGUUUGGUUGUAUAUUAUGUAAACACAAUGUGCCUCUUUUACCCUUCUGCUGGUAAAUGAUUAUGUAUUAAUUCUGGGCCUGAAAUCUUAAAGGGAGCUGACAAAGCACUGAUAAGCGGCAGCAAAUGAAACCUAGUUUACUAUCUUUAUAUUUGUAGUUAUGUCUAUAUUCCUGAAAAUAGCAGCACUGAAUGUUGAACUGUAGGGUAGUUAUUACAAUUAAGUGUAUGGCUACAAACAUGAAGACAUUCUCAGACGGUCUAAUAAUUAAAGGAAAAAGUGAAAUUCUUUUUCUUAAAUGGUUGCCAGAUCCCUGAAUUUAUAACUCCACCUAGUGGUUGGGACUGGUCAUAUACUAUACUGUGUAAUAUUUAAACUAUACUUUAGAAUUUUGCAUUACAUAAAAAUCAGCUAUUUAUCUUAAUGCGUGACACGUAAGAUGAAUAUACAUGUCAGAUGGAUAUAACCUUAACAAACAUUACCUUCUGUGAAUAUUAGACUUAUUUUUAUCUGUUCCUUGACACACUGAGGUUUCAUUAUCUACAGUGAAGAAGAGGAAGCUUUGUAAGGAGAGUUUAAGCAUGGACUAUGUUUUUGCACUGCCUAACCACCUCUUUUCCUGUAGCUAUUACUUGUGGAACAAUGAGUGGCCACUCUACUGCAGAGGUGAUAAGACUUGUCUUAGCUGUGUGGAUUAUAAAGUAAGAGAAAUACUUACUCUGUAGAUACAGUUGUUUCUGUUUCGAAGAUCAAAAAGUUAAAUAUCCGUUUGACAUUUUUUCAUUUAUAUCGUUUGCAAUAAUACAACACCAUUGCCAAGACUCUUGUAAAGGGAUCUCCUUGGAUUUGUGUUUGUUUUUCCCACCUCUGAUUGACUUACAAAUGAAGGGUGCUAAUGUAUGUAGAUGGUUGUUUAUGAGAUGAUGAUAUGACAUUGGCAUGUGCUCCAUCUACUGACUGUGCUUUUCAAAAUAUUGAUAUGAAACGCAUAAAUAAAUGUUUAAAUACGACA
This is a messenger RNA of Perca fluviatilis (European perch), 2462 nucleotides long. It is a transcript of the gene tspan11, whose product is annotated as tetraspanin 11. Gene Ontology annotation, cellular component: membrane. Bases 142 to 1032 code for a protein of 296 amino acids. The transcript is spliced from 9 exons. Lineage: Eukaryota; Metazoa; Chordata; Actinopteri; Perciformes; Percidae. The record is from RefSeq and is a predicted model, not a curated record.